Molecule: messenger RNA, 2034 nt
Organism: Fusarium coffeatum
Lineage: Eukaryota; Fungi; Ascomycota; Sordariomycetes; Hypocreales; Nectriaceae
Exons: 5
Coding region: 1-2034 (677 amino acids)
Biological process (GO): amino acid catabolic process
Molecular function (GO): L-amino-acid oxidase activity; polyamine oxidase activity
Source: RefSeq, a predicted model, not a curated record
AUGAAGUAUUCACUUACCAGCCUCGCCUUGAGCGCAGGCUCAUUUGCCUCUUCUCUUCCCGUUCACAUUGAGACUCGUGAGCCCUUAACUUCUCACUUGGCUAAUAUUCACGUGAGAUUCGCUCAACCAACAAUUGAAUCUUUGACGUUCACAUAUGGCUCUUGCACGGCCAGCUCGCCUUCCGAUUCUCAUCACACUAUCGCUACAACGGUCAGCGGGCGUGUAUCGCGAUUGGCCUGGGCUAUCCCUGUUGGUACUCACGACAAAGGAUGUAUCUCGGCAUGGAAACGCGAUGGCAGCCUUGUUGGGCGGAGUGACAUUCAGAAACUUCAUCGCGUAAAGCGAAGAGCGCCUCAAAAGAGAGGAAAGGACUCGAUUGUCAUGACGGAGGAGAAUGGCUUCGAUGUUCUAGGUCCAUGGUUCGACGGUGUCGCACACCUCACAAAGACGAACAUCACCACUGUCGACGAACAAGUCGCCAAAUCCAAAGAAAUUGCAAUCGUCGGAGCAGGCAUGUCCGGGCUAAUGACAUACCUAGUGCUCUCCCAAGCAGGCAUGACCAAUAUCAGCAUCAUCGAAGCCAGCCAACGUCUCGGUGGCCGAGUUCACACAGAGUAUCUAUCCGGCGGUCCAUUUGACUACUCUUACCAAGAGAUGGGGCCUAUGCGCUUUCCUGCAACUUACAAGAGUCCUGAGACUAAUGAGACGAUGAAUAUCACGGAUCAUCAAUUGGUGUUCCAACUUGCGGAUGAGAUGAAUAAUCUCAAUAAUCAUGAUAAGAACUUGAGUGUUGACUUUAUUCGCUGGAUCCAGUCUGAUCCCAAUGGUCUUUCGUACAAGAAUGAAUUCAAGCUUCCGAACGGCAUGCCUCCAACUCUUGCGCAGAUCGCGAAGAACAGUACCCUCGGUGUUAAAUCUGCGCUCAGUCCCGAAAACGAGGAUUUGCAGGCAAAGGUCAACGCUUACAUGCCCGGCUCUGAGUUCAGCACUCUUAUGGCAAAGAACAUGUUCAAAGCUCACAAACAAUGGCUCGAGACGGGUCUCAACGGUCUUGGUGGUGAUCAAUGGUCUGAGUACGCUUUCAUGGUGAACCACCUCAAGGCUAGUCUGAACAGCACCGAUGUUCUUGGUGACUGGUCUGCGACUACCUUUUGGGACUCGCUCUACGAAGGAUUGUACUUCUCCGCGGCUAGCUACAAGACCAUUGACGGAGGUCUUAACAGACUGCCUCUCUCAUUCCAUCCUCACGUUGAUGAUAUUACUACCAUGGGUCGUAAGAUCGAGCGUGUCAGAUACAGUGACUCAGCAGAUAAAGUCACACUUCAAUGGCGAAAGCAGUAUAACGAUACAGAGUUCCAGGACUCGACAUUCGACUACGCCGUCAUCGCUGUGCCCUUCUCUAUUGUUCGACGCUGGCGUCUUCCCAGUCUUCCACCAACCAUCUCCAACGCCAUCAAGGGCCUAACAUACAGCUCCGCCUGUAAAGUCGCCCUCGAAUUCUCGGAGCGAUUUUGGGAGCACUAUGAGAAUCCCAUCUACGGAGGAUGCAGUACUACCAGCGAUAUCCCAGGUAUCGGAUCUAUUUGUUACCCAUCCUACAACAUAAAUGGUACUGGUCCUGCUACUAUUCUAGCUAGUUACCAGAGCGGCGACAUGGGAGUCCGUCUGGCCAGUAUGUCUGAAGAGGAGCAUGUGCAGAUGGUGUUCGAUGCUAUGGUAGAUAUUCACGGCGAGGGUAUCAGGGACUUGUAUACUGGCAAGUUCAACAGGAAGUGCUGGGCUCUCGAUCCUCUUCAGUCUGGAAGUUGGGCUAGUCCUACGGCUGGACAGCAUCAGCUUUACAUUCCUGAGUACUUCAAGACUUAUGACAAGAUGAUCUUUGUGGGCGAGCAUACUUCUUACACUCAUGCUUGGAUCGCCUCUGCUCUGGACUCUGGCAUUCGUGGCGCACUUCAGCUUUUGCUAGAACUUGGCCUUAUCGAUGAGGCGAAACAGGCUGUUGAGAAGUGGAUGGCGAGAUGGAUUGAAGUGUAA